AACAGACAAAGGAAAUAGUCUCAUAGUUUGAGGAGUGAGUAUAUAAAGUCGUUCCUUUUGCAAACUGACAAUCACUUUCGAUUCCUGCGGUUUAUUGAAGACAGCUCAUCAUGCGUGCCCAGAUCCUCGUCUUAGUUUUUCUUGUUGCCAUUGUAAUGGCCAAGGACGAUUUGACAGCCGCGGAAAGUGCCCCACACCACUACGACUACUACCCCAGUCACGCCUCCAGCCAUGGUUAUGGAUCCCACGGGCACCUCUCCAAAGGUCACGAAUCCCAUGGACACGGACACUAUGCAGACCAGGGGCAUGAGGGGAAGAGUGGUUAUGACAAACACGGUUCCCACCUGAUCGCAUCAUACGGUGAUCAUGGAGCUCAUGGAGCCAAAGAUGCACAUCACGAGCAUUAUGGCAAGCACGGAGCUUACGUGAAAAACAGCGGCAGCGGGUACGAGAAGGCCUACUCCUACGACAAGCAGGUCCACCUCCAUGACAUCGAUUCACACAAAUCCGGACAUCACGAUAGCCAUUCUGACCAUGCACAUCACGAUUACAAAAAUGCCGGACAUUACGAUGACCAGGCUCACAAAUCUUACGGGGCGCACAGCAAGCACGGAGGCCACUCCUACGGAAACUCCGAUCAAUUGAAAUCCGAUUAUGGUCAUCACGGCUAUGACAAACACGAUCACGGCAAGCAUGGCUACGCCAGCUCCUAUGGACCUGCCCAAUAUGUUCCAGUCUAUGCACCCAAAGUGCCAGUCUAUGCUCCCAAAAUCAUCGCAGCCACUGCUCCAGUGUACGCUUAUAAAGCUGGUGUACCUCAUGUCUCAGAAUACGCCUCCAAGGUAUCACCACCCUACGCCCAUAAGCCCCUAGUGCCAGUCUAUCAGUCCAAAGUAGCCAUCCCCAUCUACAAGCCAGAGACAACAGGAUAUUACUCUUACCAUCAUUAGAAUCAGUGGACACAGCGAAGAUUGGAAUAUGUGCUCUUGCAACAACUACAAACAGAGAGUGCUCGCAUUCUGUGGAUCACAGGCUGCACGAUGCUAUAUCAGUUGUUGGAAGAGGACUCUUUGUACAUUAUGGGAACUUUUUCAUGCCAUAGAAAAUAAACUUAUUUAAUUUUCUAAUUUAAA
Molecule: messenger RNA, 1133 nt
Organism: Argiope bruennichi
Lineage: Eukaryota; Metazoa; Arthropoda; Arachnida; Araneae; Araneidae
Product: histidine-rich glycoprotein-like
Exons: 5
Coding region: 111-950 (279 amino acids)
Source: RefSeq, a predicted model, not a curated record